AUGGAUCAGCUUGCGCUUGCGGGAACACAGCUUCUCUUUCACUUCAUCCUUCAUCACAAUAUCAGUCCUACAUGUACACACCCGAUCCCAGUCACCUCUCGAACCCGUGGAGAUCCAUACUCGAAAAAACAAAGAGACCGACCGACCGAAUUCGAACGAACGAAAGCGAAACAAAUGUUGUGUGGUUCCUCUAAUUAUUUGCCUGCACACCUUGUCGGUGUCCCCGGGCCCUGUGAUCACGCUCGCUACUUCCUUCUAUCAACCAGAGUCGCCCCUUUUGAGCAAUCCCAAUCAGUCAACCAGGAAUCGUUGUUGUUGUUUUGCUUUGGCGUGUGUGUAGUAAUGGUCUUGGGAUCGAGUUAG
Messenger RNA from Puccinia graminis f. sp. tritici CRL 75-36-700-3, 363 nucleotides. RefSeq lists its product as uncharacterized. The transcript has 4 exons. Lineage: Eukaryota; Fungi; Basidiomycota; Pucciniomycetes; Pucciniales; Pucciniaceae. The coding region runs from base 1 to 363 and encodes 120 amino acids. The record is from RefSeq and is a predicted model, not a curated record.